Molecule: messenger RNA, 4428 nt
Organism: Zootoca vivipara (common lizard)
Lineage: Eukaryota; Metazoa; Chordata; Lepidosauria; Squamata; Lacertidae
Gene: CAV1
Product: caveolin 1
Biological process (GO): caveola assembly; regulation of cytosolic calcium ion concentration; cell differentiation
Cellular component (GO): caveola; cytoplasmic vesicle; Golgi apparatus
Molecular function (GO): molecular adaptor activity; protein kinase binding; transmembrane transporter binding
Source: RefSeq, a predicted model, not a curated record
UUCGCGAAGCUGCUUUGCGUUCCUGGCACAGAGUACCUGCUUGCGCCAGCCAUCUCUUGAGUGCACUUGGCUCGUCCCUUAUCUCAGUCCUGCUCUCCACGGCGGAGCCCUUUCCAGAGCUAGAACUGCAAAGCCUGUUUUCAGGGCAAUCGGGGGUUAUUUGUCUGUGUUGUGUUGGUAAUCUGAUCUCCUGGACGGGCACUUGUUGUUUUUUUCUCCCCCCCCCCCCUUCCCUCCGUGCGCCCUGCGCUCCCAGAGAGAGCCUUCCUCCUGCUUAAACUGCUUCCCCCCGCAGCGUUUCCAAGGCUGCAGAGGCGCCCACCCAGGCUUAGGGACAACUCUAGAGACUUUUUUUACACAGCGCCCAUCACCAUCAGGGAGCAAGGCAACAUCUACAAGCCCAACAACAAGGUCAUGGCAGAUGAAAUGCACGAGAAGGAGUUCCAUGACGUUCACACCAAAGAGAUUGACCUGGUCGAUCGAGACCCCAAGCAUCUCAACGACGAUGUGGUCAAGAUUGAUUUCGAAGAUGUGAUUGCCGAACCUGAGGGAACCCAUAGUUUCGAUGGGGUCUGGAAGGCAAGCUUCACUACCUUCACUGUGACAAAAUACUGGUUUUAUCGCUUACUGUCUGCCCUCUUUGGCAUCCCCCUGGCUCUCAUCUGGGGCAUCUACUUUGCCAUCCUGUCCUUCCUCCACAUCUGGGCAGUGGUGCCCUGCAUCAGAAGCUACUUGAUUGAGAUCCAGUGCAUCGGCCGAGUCUAUUCUAUCUGCAUCCACACCUUCUGCAAUCCACUCUACGAGGCUAUUGGGAAAAUGUUCAGCUCCAUCAGAGCAACAGUACGGAAAGAAGCAUAACUGACGUUUCGAGGAGCCUGAAGAGAGGGUCUUCUCCCCUCCCCUCCAUUUUUGUGUGUGUGCCAGUCCCAAGGCUAGAUCAACGAUGAACAAAGCAACUGGCACAUGUCAUCUGAUGAAGCAACCAACCUGAGUGCAGCAAAGAAUCACUUGCCCAAAUUUCCUUCCUACUUAAUCUCUCCUGGAAUUAUAUCUUCCCUUCUUUUUUCAGGAGGGAGGCUGAUCUGCAAAUUUUUUUUUUUUUUUAGGCCAAAUUGCUGCUCUCCCAUUCCUAGCCUAGCUGCCUAUUGUUUUGCUGACCCUUUGACGAACUGACUCAUGUUCUGCUUACCCUUUCCGUUCAUUUGUUGCAAGUUCAGUUCACAACGCUAUAAAAUAAAGAGCCGAAACAUUGCUUGCCAGCGCUAUAAUGCUGCUCUUGAUUUUAUUGUGCGCGACAAAAAAAAUAAAAAGGAUCUAAAAGCUAUUGCAGCAUAAUGGACGUGACAAACUGGCAGAUUUUAAAAGAAUGUUCUUUUUUCAGUUCUAUUGUCUGUCGACUGUAGUGCUUUACUGUAGUGGGCCAUAUCUAACUGCUACACACAGAUAGAUCUAAGUACAAAUAACUAAUAUAUAUGGUGAAGAGAGAGACACACAGAGAGAAACCAAAUGUUUUUAGGAUAGCGCCUUCAACCCAGGCAACUAUUCCUGCCCACAAGAUGCUACAGCUGUUGCUUCACCUUUGAUUUGAUUUGUGGUUCCUCCUGAAAGAUUCAUUGCCGAUCUUUGUUGCAUGUCACUAAAAGGAGUACACAAGGAGCCACCUUAGUGCCUUUGAAUAUGGAAUCAUUCGUCUAACCCAGUGGCAUGAACUCCAUAUUGGUGGUUCUUGCAUGUGACACUCUAGAUCUGCCCGGGAUCGAAUGUGCAGCUUCGCAGGAAUGCACCACACCUGCUUUAUCAUCAAGGUGUGGUUCCGGCUGAUGUCAAUAGCCAAGGUCAGAAUCCAAGCCAGAAAUGCAUUGUGGAUUUAUUUUCUGGAACCGGGGUCCCCAUGUAAAACCAGGAAAUGCUCUGCGGCGCUACCUGUACCGGAGGAUAAUUUGUCGCCCAAGCUACUACGAACUGCAUGCCACAGUACUAUCUGCGGCAACACGUGCAAGAAAAGGUUCCAAGGGGAUAUGCCAACAUUACAGCAGAGGGACGAGGUGUGUCCAGCUCCUGCAGCCAUGACAACUACGAACUGGGUUUGCAAGGGUGUUUUGGUUUGGUUUGUUCGCUUGUACAAGGGGCUCUCUUUGAAAUCCCCUCCUCAGCCAAGGUCAGCAUGUUGCUGGUACAUUCACGCUUUGCUUACUUCACACUAAUCCACUGCAAGAGUGAGUGGCUUUAGCAUUAUGUACUACAUUGUGAUUCCCCACUCCCUCCCCCCCCCUCCUAAGCUGAGCUGUACACACCAAUCAGGAAGUCUUCAUGGAGGUAAUUUGUGUGAAAUUGUCAGUGACAAAAAAAAGAAAUAAAUCAGAAAUAAAGCCUCUGCAACAUGAUGUCGUGCUAUGACCAGCUUGGAGAUUUUGCCCUCACUGUAAAUGUUAACUGUGGUGAGAAGGUAUCUUAUUCAGCCUUGCAAGAAAUCUGUUUGUUGCUGCUGCUGCUGCUUUUUUUUAAAAAAAAAAAAUAGCUGUGAGGUAGAGUUAACUGGGAUAAACUUCCUUAAGUAUCCAAACUGAGGAAUUCUAAGGCCUGAGCUUACUUUUGCUGGGGGUCAUUCCCAGUGAAUGGCUUGUUUGCAACCUUGCAUAAAGUCUGUAGCAACUUCCAGAUGGCAGCCAAGCAUUAUUAGCGAUAAUACCUUGCAUAGUUCUUGGCACAAUGUGAAAGCUUCAACAUUAAAAAAAGCAGUGCAGUCCUAAACAUGUUACUUAGGAGAUGGGCCCCGCUUCGUUCAUUGGGAUCGAGACAUUCCACUGCUGAAAGUGGAGUCCAAAUCUCACCUCCUGGCCAGCCCUGCUAAGGCCAACUCUUGCUGCAGACGCCAGUCCCUACCUUUGCUUAUCUCCCAACCCAGUGUGUCAUUUGAAUCGGAUUCCAUCUCCCAUCAGCCCCGGCCAGUAUGGCCAAUGGCCAGGGAUGCUGGGAGUUGAAGCCCAGCAACACCAUGAAGCAGGGGGGCCAACUUGAAUAAAAUAUUGGGGGGCACAGGUAAGCCUCACCCUGCAUAAUCAAUCACAUGCACACAUAUUAUUUGAAUGGCAAUCCCUAUCAACUUGGGCGGGGGCUGAAGACCCCACAGCUCCUAGGAAUUGGCUCCUAUGUCAUGAAGACACCAUGCCGGCUAUCGUUGCUCAGCCAAUGUGGUGUCCAUUUUAUCACACAAUGGACGCAUCUCUUCAUCUUUCCAAAAGGCAAUUAUUCCUGCUUGAAGGAAAUCACAUUUCCCCAGCACUCAACCAGGAAUAUUCUGUUGCUGGGGAAAUGCAGUUCUUUCUCAGACAAGCAAGUUUAUUGCAGUAAGGGGACGUUCAAGUUUUGUGACAGGAAACACUAUUUUAGUAGCUUUUUAAAAGAGCCUUACAUUUACCGGGUAGUUUUCAUUUUUACACAACCUUGAGCUCGUUCCCACUGUUAUUUAAACAGUGGAAUUCGCUUUGUCCUUUUAACAUAAAAUCAGUGAGUAGUGCACUAGGAAAGGUGCUGUUCCUCCAACAGAUGCUGUGCCAUUUCAUCACCUGGAAAAGACUGAGGCUGCAAUCUCAACUCUUGUUUUCCUGGAAGGAAGCCCCAAUGUAUUCAAUAGGACUUAACUUCUGAGUAGACAUGGUCAGGAUUGUACUGUUGGUGGUUGGAUACUAUGGCUCCAAUCCUGUACCCACUUACUCAGGAGCAACCCCACUGAACUCGGUGCAACUACUACAUGUAGAGGACUGUCCUGUGAUGCCCAAGCCAACUUGCAUCAGGUUGCAAGGAUGCUAAAGCUUCUACGUAUUUAGAUGCAUUUUGCUCAUGAAGGCCCAGGCUGUGCUUGUUUGCCACAAAAACCUUGUUAAGUUGGCAGCGGCAGAGAAAACAUAGUCAACUUUUACUCAGGAUGCAAGUCACUGCUGAAGCCAAUGAGAAAAUGCCAAUGAAUUUCCAGUAAUACUAAAUAACGUCUGCAGAGUUGUUUUAACAGGUCUAUAAAAAUUAGGAAGAGCUUUUGAGGGAUCCCUUAUUUUUAGCACAUAAAUUGCAAGCCUAGUAGCUAUUUCUCUCUUCUUGCAUUUAAAACAAACACUGGUCUUGCUAUAGUUUUACAUUUUUACUAUGUACAUAAGCGAGAGUGUACUAUUAGAUAUAUAUUUUUGCAGUAUUGAGACACACCUUUGGUGAUAAUGAAAACAAGAUCUUAUUUGGUCUUUACCUAAGGAAAAUCACUUUGAAAUCGAUUGCAUAAACUGUGUACCCAGAAAAAGUUCCCAAAUGAAAUACAUUGCUGAUCCAAGAUAUUUACAUAGCUAUUGUAUGCUUACAAAGUAUAAUAACUGACACAUAUUUUUUUUAAUUCUGCAUGUUCUACAGCCAAGGCUACAACCUGCACAAUAAAAGCAGUUU